Neltuma alba is the source of this 862-nucleotide messenger RNA. Its product is annotated as probable transmembrane ascorbate ferrireductase 3. NCBI's taxonomy places the organism in Eukaryota, Viridiplantae, Streptophyta, Magnoliopsida, Fabales, Fabaceae. Bases 54 to 728 code for a protein of 224 amino acids. Gene Ontology annotation, molecular function: oxidoreductase activity. The transcript is spliced from 4 exons. The record is from RefSeq and is a predicted model, not a curated record.
ACGACACAAACUUUUCAGAGUCCCAGAGCUAUCCAAAAUCUGCGUUUGCCACAAUGGAUAUGGAUACGGUGGUUUACAGGCGCCGUGCCUCUCGCAUUACCAUUUUUGCUCAAUUGUUUGGGAUCCUCGCCAUCAUCCUCCUGCUUAUCUGGUUGCUGCAUUAUCGUGAGGGGAUUGAAUAUGAUUCUCCCGAUGGAUACCGAGUCUUCAACGUUCACCCUCUUCUGAUGUUCAUGGGUUAUAUUUUCAUGUCGGGUCAAGCAAUAAUGGCAUACCAUACGAUACCAAGCGAGAGGUCGACCCAGAAGUUCAUGCACAUGUUACUUCACUUGAUUGCUUUCGUUCUGGGAAUUGUUGGUUUAUGCGCAGUGUUCAAGUUCCACGACAUGGCCCGUUUGGAGGACGUGUUCAGCCUCCAUUCCUGGAUUGGCAUCGGCACUUUCGUCUUGUACGGCAUACAGUGGGUGAUUGGAUUCUUCACGUUCAUGGGAAGAGCUCCGGACGUAACAAGGUUUAAAAUCGCUCCGUGGCACAUAGCUGGAGGGAGAGCUUUGCUGUACAUGGGAAUAUGCGCGGCUCUCACAGGUUUAAUGGAGAAGUACACGUUCCUGAGGCUGAACAGCAUUCUGCGAUAUGGAGAAGGACGUCUCAUGAACUUCACCGGCCUCGCUAUUCUCUUGUUCGGUGUUUUCGUUGAUCUUUCCGUUGGUCUUGCCCAUUAUGUCUGAAUCAUUCUUCUCCAUCGUCUAUGCUCUCAUUUCCAAUAUUCAUAUGCUUUCUUUUGUUUUCAAGUUUUUCAAUUGAUUUUGUAAUAACUCCACUAUUCAUUUCCUGCAAAUAAUAAUAACACGGUGUGCAUAAA